GGAGGUUUUCCCAAUAUUCUAUAAAAGACGACAUAUCUCAGGCGAUACCAACAGUUUUCUUUGUAUUUCGUUACAAUCGAGUUUGUGAAUAUGAAACUAUUUAUUCUGAUGGCUUUAUGUCUUAUUUCUCUCGCUGUGCCUUCGAUGGCUGACCCGUGGUAUGGCAGGGGGAAAGGACACGGACACGGUGGACACGGAGGAGGUGGACAUGGAGGAGGUGGACAUGGAGGAGGUGAACAUGGAGGAGGAGGAGGAGGGGGAAAAUGGGGAGGAAUUACGAUUGGAGCGCCAUCCAUUGUGUUCGAAAUUGGUGACGAAGUUGAUGCGAAUGACAUAGCGAAUGAUCCUAUUGAAGUGUAUUAUAUAUGAAAAAAUAAAUAAAAAAAACUGCAAUGAAAAACUGUAUU
This is a messenger RNA of Drosophila sulfurigaster albostrigata, 407 nucleotides long. RefSeq names its product holotricin-3-like. Lineage: Eukaryota; Metazoa; Arthropoda; Insecta; Diptera; Drosophilidae. The record is from RefSeq and is a predicted model, not a curated record. The transcript is spliced from 2 exons. The coding region runs from base 91 to 369 and encodes 92 amino acids.